Asparagus officinalis (garden asparagus) is the source of this 1165-nucleotide messenger RNA. Its product is annotated as protein STRICTOSIDINE SYNTHASE-LIKE 10-like. Bases 1 to 1053 code for a protein of 350 amino acids. Lineage: Eukaryota; Viridiplantae; Streptophyta; Magnoliopsida; Asparagales; Asparagaceae. Gene Ontology annotation, biological process: biosynthetic process. The transcript has 5 exons. The record is from RefSeq and is a predicted model, not a curated record. Gene Ontology annotation, molecular function: strictosidine synthase activity.
AUGCUGACUUACAGUUUGAAAGUUAUGACCUGUUCUUUGAUGCAUGUUUCUGAAGCUCACCUAAAGGCUGAAGCUCGCCAGAAAAGGGUGAAGUUUGCCUUCUUCAAAACCCCGGACGGUGGUGGGCCCUACACUGGGGUCUCCGAUGGCCGGAUAUUGAGAUGGGGUGGAGGAGAGCUUGGUUGGAUUGAGUACGCUUUUGUUACUCCAAAAGAUAGGUUAAAGGAGUGCAAGGGAUCAAAGGACAUAAACAAAGAGAAUCUAUGUGGUCGUCCUUUAGGUUUACAAUUCAACAAGAGGACCAGAGAUCUCUACAUUGCUGAUGCAUAUUUUGGGCUAUUGAUUGUUCAUCCCGGUGAAAAAUUUGCUACACCAAUUGUUACUCAAGCACAAGGGAAAUCUUUGCACUUUACCAACAGCUUGGAUAUUGAUCAAGACAGUGGAAUCAUUUAUUUUACCGAUAGCAGCAUGAAGUUCCAAAGGAGAGAAUUCCUGAAAGCAAUCAUCUCUGGGGACAAAACAGGAAGAGUUCUGAGCUACAACCCACAAACCAAAGAAGUCAAAGUCCUACUCAAUAACUUAUCUUUCCCCAACGGAAUUGCAUUAAGCCAAGGUGGCACCUUCCUCCUCAUUGCAGAGACAACAACUUGCAGGAUCUUAAGAUAUGGGCUUCAACCUGCCCAAAAUAAACUUGAAGUUGUUAAUCAAUUGAUGGGCUUUCCGGAUAACAUAAAGCCCAGCCCAAGAGGGGGAUUUUGGGUUGCAAUCCAUUCGAAAAGAGGAAAAUUGUUAGAGUGGUUUUUCUCUUCUCCUACUUGGUUAAGAGAAGUAUUAGUUUUGUUACCACUGGAUAUUAAUAGGGGUUUUUCAAUGUUUAGUAGAUGGAUAGGGAAAUGUUUGGCUGUGAGAGUAAGUGAAGAUGGUGGCAUUUUAGAAGUUGUUGAGGGUUUUGGUGGAAAUGUAGUGAAAUAUGUUAGUGAGGUCGAGGAGGGAAAUGGAACAUUGUGGUGUGGUUCUGUGUUGAUGCCUUAUGUUGGUGUUUGUAAGCUCUAGAGAGUACUGUAAUAAGUGUUAUUGUUUAAAAACCAUCUUAUUGUUUUGUAAAAUUAUUAUUUUGCCAGUGUUGAUGCCUUAUGUUGGUGUUUGUAAGCUUUAGAGACUGUAA